Plutella xylostella (diamondback moth) is the source of this 3407-nucleotide messenger RNA. RefSeq names its product ion transport peptide (gene ITP). Gene Ontology annotation, cellular component: extracellular region. Lineage: Eukaryota; Metazoa; Arthropoda; Insecta; Lepidoptera; Plutellidae. Gene Ontology annotation, molecular function: neuropeptide hormone activity. Gene Ontology annotation, biological process: circadian rhythm. The record is from RefSeq and is a predicted model, not a curated record.
UCCCGUUUAUUUAAGUAUUUCUUUAGAUAAUUCUCGGUUUGUUGAGCGACACUCAUACCAGUUGCUGCCAGGUGGCCGGUUGCCUUUUACUGUAGCCGUAUUCCGAUUAAGGCAGCUCAGCCAAGCAGGUUCUAUAAUCUUAGCCUGGGCAUAAUUUGUGCAAAAUGGAACUCGACCGAUCACCCAGGUCGAUGCAAAAAAACAAGAGUUUUUUUUACAUCAUGUUGUGUGGGAUGGCGACAGUUUGAAGUAAAUUUUUCUAAGGCACUGUCCCUUAUCUUACUUUUUAUUUAUAGUUUAUCAGGUCUAUGUAGUUUAUGUAUUUAUUUACUAUUGAUUUUUCGGUCUAUAUACGUAUCUCCGUCUAUGAAUAAAUAUUAGAAAAGCAUAAAUAGAGGCAAUUAUGUAUACUUUGAUGUCAUUCUAAAAAGACUCCGCAUAUUACAGUAUCUUAGGUGAAGCUAUAUCUAUUAACUAUGCAUAAUCUGGGGGCAUAUGAUGAACAAUUCGCGAUGUACCUACCUACCCACACAGACGAGUACUAUGAUGCCAGAUAUCAAGAUUAUAAAUAAGUGCCCCACAACACCGGAAAUAAAUAUUCACUUUCUUACAGAGCGUCUACAAUUUCGUCUGGUAAUUGUCUAUGUUUAUCACGUAUUAUACGAGGCGUUGGAAAACCGCCAAAGAUAAAUUAAAAUUGAGAUAUCGAUGAUGUGCCGACAGUUUUAUUGUUUUUACAACUUGUUUAUGUUUCCAAUGGCUAGUGUAUUAACAGGGUGGAGUCAUUUGUUUUGAUAAAAAUUGUUUGGUAGUUAUUGUCACCUAUAGGUCGGUGGUAUGUAACUUUAUAAUAGGUCUGCCUUGGCCGGUCUUAAAACUUAAAAAUAAAUGCGACAAGAAACUUAGCUCUGGGCUCUGGCGAACGGGCUAGGAGCAAAAAGCACGUAGUAAAGCUUCAUUUUCCCGUGGGGAUUCCGCGAUAAAAAGGGUGAAAUCCACGGUGUCAGCUACGUAGUAACAUACCAAAAGAGUAACAAGCAUCCAACCAAACUUUCGCGUAUAUUGUAUUAGUAGGAUAUGCAGUACGUAGAGUCUGUAGAACAACUGAACUAUUCGUGAACAAUCAGUCGUUUCACCACAAUACUGGGAAUCUGAAGUUAUGUCAGCUAUGUAGCCGUACUGACCGAAUCACCACAUUAAAUUGACCCGCGGAUCCCACCGGUUGAGGCCCUUGAUUAACUUAUUCGGUUAGUAAUUUGCGGGGCAGGGGAGGUCAACCGAGUGGUCGGGUUCGAUAUGGGGGCCAUUUCUUUGAAUCGCGUUACGUAUAGUUUGGUGGUGCUGGUAUGUCAGCAGUGUGGUUUCAGCUGUGUGUAGAUUCAGUCGCCGCCGGUAAAGAGUGUGUUUUCUUAUAUUGCUUGUCGAUGCAUCUAAGUUCAGUGCGCGUAGCUUGCGCGGCGCUGCUGACGCUGGCCUUGGGCGCUGCGGCGCCGCCCCCGCACCACGUGGCGCGGCGCUCCUUCUUCAACCUGCAGUGCAAGGGGGUCUAUGACGCCAGCAUCUUCGCGCGUCUCGACCGCAUUUGCGACGACUGCUACAACCUCUUUCGCGAGCCCGAGCUGUAUACUCUUUGCAGGAAAGACUGUUUCACAAGUGACUACUUCAAAGGCUGCGUAGAAGUGCUUCAGGAGACAGAUCAGCUUGACGUAUUCAAGAAAUAUAUCAUAAAGUUACACGGGGCUGACCCGGGGAUUUAGGCGCCAAUGUUUCACCACGCCCUACUUCAAGGGUUGCAUGGAGUCUUUGUACCUUUACGACGAGGAAGAGCAGAUAGACCAGAUGAUCGACUUCGUCGGGAGGCGCUGAGCCCGCGUCGGCGCCCCCUGGCGGCCGCCCCGGAUACUAAGUUCCUCGAAGCCGACUCGUCUGCUAUCUAUCCUCAACAUGUUCUAGUCCAACCCGCGGCAUAACUCAUUUAUGUUUGCAACUAAUUGUAAUUGUAUUAGAUAAUGUGUAUUCAGUGUUUAAGGACAUUUAUUAUGAUUAUGUAUUAUUGAUUAAUGUGUAUAUUUUAUUAGGUGUUCGUAGGAAGCUGCGCGAGACGCGUGUGUUAAGUACAUUAAAUGUUUGGUCAAUGUUUCGCCUCCUAUAAGUAUCGGCUUCGGAGCUGGUGAUUCUCUACCACACGCCUGUUUAGUCGAUUGUCCUAACACUCAUUCUUUGGAAAAUUGUCACUAUUAUUAUGGAGUUUUGACUCGUGGCUGACAGGCGACUGUGAAGGCGGGUGGUUGAGGGUUGCUGGCUCCUGUUCGAUGCUGGUCGUCGCUCCUAUUCUACUUCCGACUGACAUACUGUUUAUAACCAAUCUGUAUUACAUUAUUACUUAUAAUCGUUGACGCAUUCCAAAUUUCAGUAUUUUUAACGCUUUGUAUCUUUUGUUUUAAACUGUACUAACAAUAUCGUAAAUGGAAUAUGUUUUUGCAUAGCGUAAGCUGUAGAAUAGUUUACUCACAAGUGGCUUAUAUUUCUACUUACAAUUGACUGUUUCCAUCAGUUUGUUUAACCGUUCGCCUGAAUAAAUAUUUAUGGGACAAACAAUGUUUAAUUGUUUUUUAACUUCACUUUUACUUUCACUUAAAGUUAUUUUUUAUCUUUUUUUGGUUGUAUCGGGCGAGAGGUUGAAUGUUAUUUAAGUAUUCUAGUUAGUUUUUAGGUAUUUAUAAAAGAAAAUAUUUUUAUUUACUUCCGACCUAAGUAUUUAUUAUUCGUUACUUUUUAAAGUUUAUUUAUUUCACUUUUUGUGAGGGAGAUAAAGCUGUUUUUGUGUUGGGGCGCCACUGGGACCUAGUACUACACAAGAUGGCGCCUGUGACAGAAGCGACUCAGUGUUAUCUCUCAUUGGCCCGUAAUUGCCGCGUGAACAAAAUCCAGUGAUUUCUUACUUUAACAAACUAGUAAUUUUCUAUAAUUUGCGGUGUAUACUUAUUGAAACGAUUUCUUUGGCGACACGGCUCGGCUCUUCUCUAACUGAAUCUCAACUAGCAUAGCUCGCUCCUUCUUCAAAGGGUAUUUUUACAAGUUUCAAACUGUACUUUUAACAUAUAAGAAUUCUUUCUUGUGAAUAUAACUAAUCACAAUUAAUGUUGAUAUAAUGUAAGGAUGCGUUUUGCGGAACUAAACAAUCUGCAGAAUUAUGUUACAAAAAAUGGUGCCAAUUAUAAGUGUCUGUAGACACACGAUUUACAAACUACUAUUAACUUUUAACGGAAAAUGUUUAUAAAAUUAUAGGACCUGUAGUAUAAUUAUUGUAAAGACUAUUAAAUUAUUAUUCUAUUUGUAUACAACAUUAUAUGAAAGCAGCCAAGAAACGCUACGGGUUCAAAUAAAUAUACUUCAUAUGAAAAUCA